Molecule: messenger RNA, 1317 nt
Organism: Saitoella complicata NRRL Y-17804
Lineage: Eukaryota; Fungi; Ascomycota; Saitoellomycetes; Saitoellales; Saitoellaceae
Exons: 2
Coding region: 1-1317 (438 amino acids)
Source: RefSeq, a predicted model, not a curated record
AUGUCCUUGAACGGUUUGCGUGCUUUGAGCGUCAGCCAUGCGUGGGAGAGGGUGUCUACCCGCGAUUCUGAUGCUUGGAUGAUAUUGACGUAUACGAAUCGUUCGACCUUGGUGUUGUGGUCGAGUGGGUGUACCGGAUUGAAUGGGUUGGUCAACACGCCUAUCCCACCGUCGACCGAUGCUCUCUACGCUUUCGUUGCUCAGCCCACCGCUCGGCUCGACCCGGAGCCGAGUGUAUUGGCAAUCAAAUAUGUCAAGCCGACUGCGGGCGGUGUAACAAGAGCACGAACCACUGUUCAUUGGCAAACAUUGCUGGAGACCUUCCGGGGUUGGACGAGUUGUUUAGAGGUGGGUGAUUGGUCCGCACUCCGACGUGAUCGACGCGUUUCUGUUGGGAGUGUAGGAAGUUCGUACGAAGGUGCUGCAUCAGUCGAGAGUUUACAAUUGGUGCAUAGGACUAGUACGAGGAGGAGGAGACGGGAUGAAGGGUACGCUGAUAUGGACCAGCCAUGGUCCGAAUGGGCAUCACAGAAUCCGGUGCGGUUAAGUGCGUUCCCGAUGCUGCUCCCCAGUGCCACCGAGAAAGAGCACGAGCAGCAGAUGCUCCCGUUUGAGCCGCUGAUCGGGUUUCCGGCACCGCCUAGUCCGCCGUUGACUUCAAAUCCUUUGCAUGGUGGGUUUCAGAUGGAUCCGGAUCGGGAGAAGUUGAUGGAAGGGCACAAGUUGAUUGCUUUACCUCUUCAAGUUGUCCUGCCGGACCCGGAGGUGGUGAGAGCACGCUCAAAGAGUGAAGGAGGUGAUGUACCACCUAGGAGUCCGAAAUGGAUGAAUCGGAUGGCACGAGUCAACCAAGGCGUACGCUGCGUCAGUGUCGCUAUGGAGCGGGAUCGGGAACGCGAACAGGAAUCCCUGCCCGCGUCCCCAACAUUCCUCACGCCCACCAGCCCCGGACCCACAACAAGCGGUAAAUACGGACUAUGGGAGCAUUUGGCCCGUUUGGAGGCGCAAGGAAUGGAAUUGAUCGCCGGCUACGUCAACGUCCAGGCCAACUCCCCCCUCUGGCGCCGCCGCUGGCUCACAAUUCGAGACCGCAAACUGCUGGUCGAAUCCAGCCUCGGACCAGCGAGUAUGUGGGAUUUGUUGAGUGAGGUCGAGAGUGUGGGGGUUGUCAAGGAAGAGAUGGUGGGGAUGAGGAAUGUUGUUAGGGUUGGGUUUGUGAGUGGGAGGGAGGUGUUGGUUGGGUGUGAGAGUGGGGAGGAGUGUGAGGAGGUUGUGGCCGUGGUUGAGUAUUGUCGGCAGCAUGUUGUGUUGAUGUGA